This is a messenger RNA of Exophiala viscosa, 1503 nucleotides long. RefSeq lists its product as uncharacterized. The transcript has 2 exons. Gene Ontology annotation, biological process: spliceosomal snRNP assembly. Lineage: Eukaryota; Fungi; Ascomycota; Eurotiomycetes; Chaetothyriales; Herpotrichiellaceae. The coding region runs from base 168 to 1238 and encodes 356 amino acids. Gene Ontology annotation, cellular component: nucleus; SMN complex. The record is from RefSeq and is a predicted model, not a curated record.
CCGGCCCACGGACUCAUCCGCAUGUGACGGCAUGUUUUCACCUCGUUAAUCGGAUCUUUCAUGACAUUAAACCCUUGCUGCUGUUUGGAUUGUGACCCGAUUGACAUCUAUCUGUGUCCUUGCCUGCAUUUCCACCGUGGAUCUCCAUAGAAUGGCCCGGAUUGACAAUGUCACGCAAGCGGCGCAACACUUCCUCUCCCGAAGCUGACGAUUUACCUUUGCCGAAGCGACCCAACAGAGACGCGAGCUAUGAUGAUAGCGAAUACUCAGACGAGGAAGAGAGCAAGGAGGCUCCCCGUGUCAGCGAACACUCUGGACAAACAAGCGCAUUUCCUGGUCUAGAUGGUGACAGCGACGAGCUCUUCUAUGGCCCAGCUGCUGAUGGAAUUGACUAUCUGCGUAUGGUCCGAUCUGAAGCCAAAGGCGUCCCUCAUAUCUUAACAGCACCCGACCUACGGACGGAGAGGAGACACCCGGGCCAGACAGAAGAAGGAGGCUACUUUCAUGACGGCGCAUAUACUGCCAUUGCGAAGAGUCCAACCAACCCUGCGGAGUCCCUUCCUCUAGCGCAGCAGCAUUUCUACGAUUCCCUACUUACACGGUUCCGACUCGUUCAAGCCUCGAUGCGCUGCACCCCUCCGUUGUCCAGCAUAGAAAGUCUCAAUCCGGCACAGUUUAUAUCGUUUCCAGAAGCAUCGCGGAAAGUACGCGCGCAGUGGGAAGCCCACAUGUUGUCUAGUGACCCUCACCCUGUCCAAAUCGCCUGCAUGGAUCCGGAAACAGUAUUGGAACUGGUGAAAUUUCUCAGAAUGAGAUUGAACACGUUAAUGCAGAACAACUCCGCUGCGGCUCGGGUCGGGACUUGGGUGUGGGCUAUUCUGGGCCGAUGUAGAGAUCGUGGGGAGCUGUCGAGCGAGGAAAUCAGUGAACUUCGAGGCCUGGCGCAAAGAGCAGUGCUUUUGUUGCAGAAGCAGAAUGCAAGGAGCAACGGUCGCAUUUCAGAGAGAAAUCUGGCAUGGGAAGGGCCAAGCGAAGAGAGCGAUGUCGAUGAGUUCGAUACUGGAGCUGACGAGGAGCGUAUCAAGGAAAAGCUGGGGGGUCUGAACGAGGCGCCGGUCAACAACAAGCUGGUGGCUGUGACUCUUGACAUGAUUGUCACUGUGGUGGGUGAGGUAUAUGGUCAGCGGGAUCUGCUCGAGUUGCGGACCAAAUGGAGCGUCGAUGGAAGUGCAACGUGAUUUGGAAGAAGUCGAGAUUUCAACCCAGUAAUGUGUUCUUUCAAUCACAGCUGGUGCGGUUCCAGCUUUGUCUCACACAAACACGAGCGGACCAGUUUAUUUCCAGUCGAGAUCGAAAUCCUCUUUUUCUUGGAGUCUCCCGUUUUCCUGCCGGCAGCCGCAUGAAAGUCACUGCCUCACUGCUUUACUGUUACACAACUGCGCAUCAGAGAUUCACACCAUGUUUGCACCGUGUGAACUACAUAACAUCUUCCUCCUCAUCCUC